Molecule: messenger RNA, 11267 nt
Organism: Cinara cedri
Lineage: Eukaryota; Metazoa; Arthropoda; Insecta; Hemiptera; Aphididae
Source: the annotation of a GenBank genome assembly
CGCUCGCCAGUCAGUCCAGCUGGUAAUGUAGGUUAACUUUCGCGUUGUGUACUUAUCUAUACGUUUUUCCGGAAAAAUGUAUUAUUUUUCCGUGUGUCUUAAUAUCUUAAUAUGUUUUUAAUACACGUAUGAUUCAAUCAUAAACGUCGUCAGUGAGGUUUAGUCGAUUGCUCAGUUCAAGAUGAGUACGUACAGCAGCGGUGAGUGUUGAAUAUAUUAUACUAUUUUUUAUUGUAUAAUAGUCAUAGGCGCAACAAGACUUCAAAUUCUGGGUGUGUUUGUAUAACAUUACAAAACUUAUAUAAAUUUGUAAAACACUUUUAUAGCAAUCACUGGCGUAUACUUAGAGAUGUAAAUUGUAUUUAAGAAGCGUUUUAUUGUAACUUAAUUAAAAAUAAAAUAAAUUUAUACUAAGGUCACUACUCUAAAAUGCAAUAUUGAUUGAGUUAUUAUUAUAUUAGUUUUUAUUGAGCAAUAAGUCAAUCAUUUGUAUUUGGUUUAUGAGUUAUACUAAAAUGCUACAGUAAAAAAAUGUAAACUAUUAUUAGUAGUAUUUUUUUGUUACUAUCAUAGAUUAAAUGUUAAUGUUUUUAUAGUACAGAUAUUUUAAUAGAAAACUAUUAAGUUGUUAUUAUAUUUUUGUUUGUAGAACUUUUACAUUUUUAAGAACUUUGCAUCUCAUAUUCAUCAAAUCUACAAUUAAUUACAAAAAAUACCGAAAAAUUUAUUGAAAAAUUUUCUUAUUAGGUUUUUCGAUGAACAACCUGUAAAAUUUGUAUCUUAAUUCAGUUGUAUCGAUUUAUCGUAAACUUUGUUUGUGUUGAACUAUAUAGUUUAUACUUUUUAAAAUGUUCUAAUAAAUAUUUAUUACUUUUUAUAUAUUUUACUUGUUAGUUAUUAGUUACUUACUUAAACAUUACAUUUCACCGUAACUAGAUAAAAGUGAUGUAAAAAUAUAUAAAUACAGAAGUAUAAAAAUUGUAAGAGUUAUAAUUUAUACGUCAAAACUAUAAUAGGUAUACGAGUAUAAAUUAGUAUACAGUGAAAUUGGACGAAAAAAAAUUCACGAUUUUGAUUGACUCGUACCACAAAUUCGGCUAGAGCAUAAUAUACUGUAUUAUAAAACCUAAAAUAAAGAACAGUAUUUUUGCAUCUCUACGUAUACGCAAGUCUUGGUUUGUGUUGAGGGUGAGGGGUGGAAAGUUUUUUUAAAAUAUAUAUACAGAAUAAGGUACGUUAAUAAAUGUUACAGUUAUAAAAAUAAAAUCAAUGGAGGGAGGGUUGACUUUUCAUAUCAUCCACUCUCCCCCUUGUAAACGCCUUUCACUCCAUAUAUUAGGUGAUAUUUAGAUUAUCAAUAUUAUUACACUUCAUAUUAAAUUUUUCUAUAAAAAGCGUGACACACUUCGCAAAAUAAGUGGGCCACUAAUGAAGGUGGCAUUAGGUAAAAUAUCAGGAGCCGUAUAAUCAAUUAAAAAGCUGAAAACUCUGAAAUAUAUCCAUAUUAUUAUUCAAUACAAUAUUCAAAUAUUCGUUAAAUCAAAUAAUUUAUUAAUAUAAUUUAAUUAUAUUUUACCUAUGUUAUUGAAUUUAACUGCAUUUUAAGUAGUAAAAUGUUGUGUACAUCUAUUAUAAUGCGUACAUUGUGCGUUUACAAAAAAAUUAUUUUUUUUUUUGGGGGAGGGGGGAGGGAGUUAGAUUACGGUUUUACAGCGAGCUAAAGUUUUACACUUUCAUACUCUUAUAACAAAGAAGUUCACAUUUACCUUGAAUUGUAGGAUUAUUUAUUUUUUUAUUAAAAAUGUCAAUAUUUUACAACAUUCAAUUUUUAGCCAUUUAGGUGUACCUAUUACUAAAUUUUACAUUUAAUAUUUGUAAUUGAUAGAUUGAAAAUAUUCAAUAUAUAUUUAUAAACAAAUAUUUAAUUUUUAAUUUUAUCAUAAAAUGUAUUAUCAAUUAAAAGAUAAUAUUUUAGAUGUUAUGUUCAUUUUUAUUUACUAUAACAACAUUAAAUAUAAAAUAUUUAUAUGAACAAUUAAUAUGAAUAAUAAUAAUAAAUAUAAAUAUUAUAUUAAUAAAUUUAAUGUUGAGCAAAUAUUAAAAAAAAAAUUUCCUCAAUACACACUAAUAUUGAAUGUAUAUACACUUAUUUUUGUAUUGGAAAAUAAAUGAUUACUCAACACGAAUUAAAUGUUUUGUUAUUACUUGGGAAUAUUUAAAAUCAGUCAAAUAAUUUGGGGGUGCCAAAAAACUAUUUUGGUGAUUUUAAUCACCCCUAAGUCCCUUAUUGCGCCUAUGGUAGUCUGUAUUUUACUCGGUGAAUUUUACGUAUUUGGGUGUGUUCAGAGGAGCUGUUAGACGCUGGAAUUAUCUAUCGGAAUAAAAAAGAACAGCUCGACGUGACUAUUGGAGAUGGAAUGGAAUUACUUAUACGAGGAGACAAAACCAAAAAAAAGAUACCACCGACGAGUACUUCGUACAAUUCGUUUGGCAUGCAUCAGAGCAGUACUGACGAAAAUUAUUACUUCAGAGAUAAAUACGAGUAUGAUACUAGAAGGUAGCCUUAUAUUUUAAUUUUUGUUUUGAUACAAUUAUCAUUUGUAUACACCUAACGCUAAGAAAUAUACAUUUACUCAAAAGUGUGGUUACUCACUCUUUCAAUCCAAAUGCCGUAUACCUUUUUGAUUUACUGUGACACGUCAAUCAGUGUUAUCAAGUACUAAUUAUUAUUUAUAUUGUAAAUUUACUACCUACACUUAUUUAUUAUAAUUUAUUGAAACAAAAAUAGAUUUUUAUAAAAUUAAAAUUAUAAUCGUUUAUAGAUUUUAAUUUUAAACUCGAACGGAGACACAAUUUUAAAAAGUUAUAGUGGAAUAAUAAUUAUUGUUUCAAUAGUACAAAAUCGUACGGAAGUCACGAACACGACCCUUUCGACAGCGAGAGCCACAGAGGGAGUAAAAGGAGUUUGCACAACUUCGAAGAGAAGAAGGAUCUUAGCAAAGAAGACGUCAAUGCCGAGCAACAAGGUGCGUGGUGAUUUAAAUGGUUUAAGGGGGAUUCACACUAAAUCUCAAUUUUCAAUCCUCCAAUUUAAUAUAUUUAGCUAUCAUGAAUAUUACAGUUCUCGUAAAAAAUAUUAAACCAUGCUGCCCAAAAUAUGAAUGUUUUUGUGAUGAAACAUCCGGUGCGGUUAAUUCUAAAAGUUAAAUUAUCCGACGUUUCGAAAAAUUAACCGAUGUUUUGUAACCAUAAAAUAUUCAAUCGAUGUUUAAUUGCUUUAUACCCUGAUUGGUUAACGGUCAAAUGAUAAAAGCUGUUAUGUGAAAUAUAUUUUUUGAAUUUAAUACCAGUACUAUGUUUUUGGGUACAGAUGAAAAUGACGGAAUUCCCGCGGAAGGACCCAACGAAGAAGAAAAGGAACCAGAAAUGGAAAUGGUUGAAGACGUGUUGGAAGAAGAAGAAUAUCCCGAAGACUGUUUUUCACCAAAAUGUUACAAAAGAUUUCCGUUCUUAGCUGGCGACGAUGAAACCCCGUUUUGGCUUGGUUGGGCCCAACUCAGACUGAAAACGUUUCAACUUAUCGAGAACAAAUAUUUCGAAACCGCUGUCAUCACUAUGAUUCUACUCAGCAGUCUUGCGCUCGUACGUACAUACUUACGUUUAACCAAUGUAAAUAAAUAGGUGUUCUAACUUUAUCAAUUUAUCAUAAUACUCAACAGGGUUCGCGUUUCCGGUGGUUUCUUUGUGAGUUCUUAGAAACAUUUGUUUUCUGAAAGAACUCUUGAUACCUACUAUUUACUUUUAUAUUUAUAAAAUAUCAAACUAUUCAAUUUGGACUAUUUUAAGAAAAAUAUAAAACCUAAAAAAAAAAAAAAAAAAAAAUGUAAUAAUAAUGUUUUUUAGGCACUCGAGGACGUACACCUUCAACAUCGACCGGUGUUGCAAGACAUUUUGUAUUACAUGGAUCGGAUAUUCACUGUUAUAUUCUUUUUGGAGAUGUUGAUCAAGUGGUUGGCGUUGGGUUUUCACAACUACUUCACGAACGCCUGGUGUUGGUUGGACUUCAUAAUCGUCAUGGUAAAGUGAAAUGAUACGCAUUUUGAUUUUGAACUGUUUAUUUUAUUUAUCGCCGUUUAAAAUAACAACGUUAUAUCUGUUCGUCUAAAUUGUAUACAAAAUGUGCAAUCAGUCAUGAUUCGAUCCGCAUUUUCGUGAGAAGUAUUAUAAUUUAUUAACACGUUCACCGUUCUUCGUCGCGAUUUUGUACCUAUAUCCUACCUACCUACAUGCAUACAUUUUGGACUCUAUAAAAUAUUGUCUUGUAUAAUAGUUGUCAUUAGUAAACUUGGCAGCGAUUUGGUUUGGGUUCGCCGAUAUACCAGCAUUCAGGUCAAUGAGAACUCUUCGGGCCUUAAGACCCCUGAGAGCGGUUUCUCGUUGGGAGGGUAUGAGAGUAAGUACCGCGGCCUGUCGGAAAAUGUGUGAUGUGAUGGACAUUAUAUAUGAUUUAUUGUAUACUCACUAUCUGUGUUAUUUUCUUUUUCAUUGUGUAUAUAUAUUAUUAUAUUCUAUUGAUGCGUUUGUUAUAUAUUAUUUAUUUAUUUUUUAUUUUUUCUAAUGGCCACAAAAAACAAAUACAAAGCCAUAUCCGCUGCUACACGAAGAUUGAAAAUUAUUAUUAUAAUUAUAUUAUACCUAAUACAUUUAAUUGACUUGCAGUGAUUUUUUGCCUGGGAUGUUUUGUGUGCGUAUGCGUGUGCAUUUGUUUCGUGGCAAAACUGGCAGUCGGGGACGUCCUCUGGCUGUUACCUAUACUAUAUACCAAUAAAAUAAUAUAAAAAUGUAUUUAGAUUAAAAAAAAAAAAAAAAAAAAAAAAAAAAAAAAAAACAAAAAAAAUUAAAAAAAAAAAAAAAAAACACCCACCCUUAUUACUGUUAAACCAAAUGUAUAAUAAUAUUAUUAUGCACUUUCGGACGGAUAGUCAGAUAAAUAACGGAUAAAUCGAUCCGAAGACCGCGACCGAGGAGCUGUAGGGUGCCCUGCAUACCGAUCGAAUUUUUUUUUUGUUUUUUUUUUUUUUUUUUUUUUUAUAUUAUUAUUAUUUAUUCCUAUAUACAUACGUAUAUAUAAUAUAUAUUACACGUGUAUUAUAUAAUUAGAGUAUCGGUAUUUGUCCCCGAACGCUACACUAGACCAUUUAGAUGGUAUACGAUAUCAAAUUGAGUUCAUAAAAAACAAAAAUAAAUUAUUCGCAACACUGUAGUGCUAUAGAACGAUUUUCCUCCCCGUCGACUUUUAUUAUAGGUUUUGAAAUAUUUACCGUCGAUUUUAUAACAUUAUUAUCAACCAUAUUUAUUUUUUUUUUUUUUUUUUUUUUUUUUUUUUUGAAUGACAAUAUGCAAUACAUAUCAAUUUAACACUAUACCUACGGCCAUCAAUAUUAUUUUUUUUAUUAUUAUUUUUUCUGCUCUAUAACUUUGUUAUGUGUGCGUUUUCUAUGGCUCUACUUCACACAGGUAUCUCUGAUAAAUUUUGUCGCUGCCUUGUUGGGAGCCAGUGGAAUCCAAGCUUUCAAAACUAUGCGAACUCUAAGAGCUUUGAGGCCACUGCGAGCUAUGGCUAGAAUGCAGGGUAUGAGGGUACGUGAUCGACAAAUAUUACAAUACUAUCAAAUACUUACGUUUUAUGAUCCAGUAUAUUAUUAUUUUUUUUUUUUUUUUUUUUUUUUUUUUUUAACACUGAUUAUGUCGUAAUUUUUAUUAUUUUUGAUUAGGUAUAUAUUAUAAUAGCAAUGUGUACAUAUACAAUUUUUUUAUUAUAGCUAUAAUAUAGUUAUACCAAGUCUGCGUACGUUACGUUACGUUACGCACUCCGACGUGCGCAGGCAAAACACUCGAACGACAAAUCGUUUGAACCGUACGGAAUUGGCUGCCAUUCGAUACAUACAAUAAUAAAUAAUACUGUAUGAGUAGAUGAAAACCCGCAUACCCUUAUGACGCUAUUUUCGAUGUUUUUUUUUUUUUUUUUUGUUUUGUUUUUUGCACCGUGUUUGGCUUGUGGCGUACGCCGUGUGACUAAAUCAUUAUGCGUGCCGCGCAUGGUAUUUAUUAUAUGUACGCACUUUACGUUAUAAGGCAUGUUUUGCUUUGAUCGAAUUUUGUUUUAUCGAUAUAUUACAAUGUUAUUAUAUUUUAUUAAAAAAAAAAAAAAAAAAUAAUAAUAAUAAUAUUAAUAAUUAUGCUGUUAUAUUGUAUCGUUGUAUAAUAAACUGUCGUAUUAUAUAUAUACAUAUCAGGUGGUCGUAAACGCGUUGGUACAGGCCAUUCCGAGUAUUUUCAACGUGUUGUUGGUGUGUCUGAUAUUUUGGCUGAUAUUCGCCAUAAUGGGCGUACAACUCUUCGCCGGGAAAUAUUACAAGGUAAAACGUUAAAAAUUAAAUUAUCCAUUCCCCUACCUAUACGCAAUAUUGGAGUACAUUAUUGUAACUAGCGGCAUAAGUGUAGGCGCUUUCCAUUUGUAAAUUUCUAAAUUGAAAAUUGUCGCAUUGCUUGUUGAAAAGACGUACCUAAUUAAAUUGGGACAGAACUGACGUGACGCGCCAACGAAAGUAAUAUUUUUACCUGUAAAUAUUUUGUGUUUUCUUAGUGUGUUGAUAAAUUCGGAAAAACGUUAAAUCACGAAAUCAUACCAGACAAAAAUGUCUGUCUGUCUGAAGGUUACAAAUGGUCAAACUCUAAAAUGAAUUUUGACCACGUGGGAAACGCAUAUCUGUGUCUUUUCCAAGUGGCUACAUUUAACGGAUGGAUGGAAAUAAUGAGAGACGCCGUCGACUCGAGAGACGUAAGUGUAUAUUUCACUAUUGACUAUUGAAAUGUUUAAAAAUGUAUACAUAAUAUUAGUAUAUUUCGUUUUAUAAACGAUCAAAAUAUUGUCUCAAAAAAAAUCAUUUUUUUUUUCCAGGCUUACGGGAAACAACCGAUUCGUGAAAAAAAUAUUUAUAUGUAUUUUUAUUUCGUAUUUUUUAUAAUUUUUGGUUCGUUUUUCACACUUAAUUUGUUUAUUGGUGUGAUUAUUGACAAUUUUAACGAACAAAAGAAAAAAACAGGUAAUAAUAAUUACAAUACUAUAGUAUAAAUAUAUCUAUAGACACUACACUACUCUUUGAUGUAAGAGAAUAUUAUGUUUGAGUGGUUUGGACAUAUUGUGAUGAACAGAAUCUAGCCGGAGGUUGUAAUAAGUUUGUAAGAACGAUUUUGCAAAUGAAUGAGUAAGAAAGGACAGGAAAUUGUCAGAAUGAGAAAAGAUAGUCUCUAACAGUUAAUGCAUAGAUGAUAUGUGAGAAAGUGUCAGAUGGAGAUUUAGGAUUAAAAUGAUGGACCUCAAAAAGUUGGGAAGAGAGGCAAAGGAGAUGAAAAAAAAAACAGAGGUAGCGAUUGCAAUUUUUAUUAAAAUUUUAUUCCAAUCGUGAUUAUUGUUCAAAUUUCUUGGAUUUUUAAAACUCUUUAACCGAUUGUGCAUUAAUACAAUUUUAGGCGCAUCACUCGAAAUGUUUAUGACGGAGGACCAAAAAAAAUAUUACAACGCCAUGAAAAAAAUGAGUUCUAAAAAACCACUGAAAGCCAUUCCUAGACCUAGGGUAACACGUACAAUUUUUUACGAUAACUAUUCACUUUUUUUAUUUACACCGUAAAAAUUCUGCGUGAUUUAGUGGCGGCCGCAAUCGAUCGUUUUCCAAAUUGUAACGGACAAAAAAUUUGACAUGCUCAUCAUGUUGUUCAUCGGGUUGAACAUGUUGACGAUGACGCUUGACCAUUAUCAACAAGACAAGUUGUUUACGGAUGUGCUGGAACGUCUCAAUCAGAUAUUUAUUGUGAUAUUUACGGGUGAAUGUUUACUCAAGAUAUUCGCUCUGCGGUAUUAUUACUUCAAGGAGCCGUGGAACUUGUUCGAUUUCAUCGUAGUCAUCCUUUCCUUGGCGGGUAACAAUAAUAUUGAAUACAUAUGAAAAUAUAAUUUGUUUAUAACUGUACCUUAACGGCUGUUUCGUGAUUUAUAUUGUGUUCAACCUUAGGUUUGGUGCUGAGUGAUUUAAUCUCCAAGUAUUUCGUGUCACCGACUCUUCUUCGAGUGGUCCGAGUGGCAAAAGUGGGCCGAGUUUUACGUUUGGUCAAAGGUGCCAAAGGUAUUAGAACUCUGCUGUUCGCAUUGGCCAUGUCUCUCCCGGCCUUGUUCAAUAUAUGCCUGUUAUUGUUUUUGGUUAUGUUCAUAUUCGCCAUAUUUGGUAUGUCGUUCUUUAUGAACGUAAAACCCCACGGCGGCUUGGAUGAUGACUAUAACUUUCGUACGUUCGGCCAAUCGAUGAUCCUUCUUUUCAUGGUAAGUAGCUAACCGCCGCUGUAUGAUCAGUUUGCGGUACUAUAGUUCUACUGUAGUAACCAUGGUACGGUCCUAGUUAGUUGAUCUAGAAAGUUUAGACGUGGCUAAUUUGACGGUAAUAUUGCAAUAGUCAAAACAUUUUAAUCCAGUUGAAUAUAAUACGAAUCUUCGAAUAAUGUUUUUAUGUUAUUUUAUGCACAAGUAAAAUUAGCCCAAUACUCGUCGACGACAAUUAUUAAUAAAACUACGUCCAAAUGAUCACGCCUCUUUCCGCGUGCCAGUACUUAUAGAAAUUUGUUAACCGCUGAACGCAAUGUUUUCAGUUGUCCACGUCAUCAGGCUGGGACGCGGUGCUGGACGGUAUAACGAACGAGGAGGACUGUCAAAUGCCUAAUACGGAGAUGGGUAUCACGGGCAAUUGCGGUAACACGACCGUGGGCACGGUAUUCUUGCUCUCGUACCUGGUUAUCAACUUCCUGAUCGUGAUUAACAUGUAUAUCGCAGUGAUUCUAGAGAACUAUUCGCAGGCCACCGAAGACGUGCAGGAGGGUCUGACCGACGACGAUUACGACAUGUACUACGAGAUAUGGCAGCAUUUCGACCCGGACGGCACCCGGUAUAUCCGGUACGAUCAGUUGUCCGAUUUUCUGGACAUACUCGAGCCACCGCUCAAGAUCCAUAAGCCGAACAAGUACAAGAUAGUAUCUAUGGCUAUACCGAUAUGCAAGGGCGAGCUCAUAUAUUGCGUGGACAUAUUGGACGCACUGACCAAAGACUUUUUCGCACGCAAGGGCAACCCUAUUAUCGAGUCCGUUGCCGAAAUCCAGCAGAUACAGCAACGGCCGGAGGAGACGGACUACGAGCCAAUCAGCUCGACGCUGUGGCGCAUGCACGAGGUGUAUUGCGCGACGACCAUACAAAACUUUUGGCGCAAAUAUUCAAAGGCGGCCAAAGAGAAGCGGAUGAUCACUGAUGAUACCAGAAGCGACGGGGCCAUAUCGGCUGACGGCCGCGAGACCGCGGUAUUGGUCGAAAGCGACGGUUUCGUCACGAAGAACGGUCACAAGGUGGUCAUACAUUCGAGGUCAUCGUCGAAGAGUUCGAGACUCGCCGACGUCUAAAACAUCGAAAAUAAAUAAUAUACAAAUUAUUUUUAUAUUUAUAUGUAUAUAUAUAUAUAUAUAUAUAUAUAUUAGGGUGGUUCUUAUUUGAGCGAUGGUGGAAUUUUUCUUUUUGACGCCCCCUAAUUUUGUUUAAAAAAAAAAAAAAAAUAAAAAUCUUGAGUCCUAAUUGAGCUUCCUAGGACAAUUAUUUCGUCCUGCUCUAACGAGGAUUUCCUCGUACAAGGUUUAAACUUUAGUUCCCCAUUUAAGAUACAUUGGUUUAUUCGUUUUUUUUUUUUUUUUGAAUUUUACUUAUAUAAGGUAUAAAAAAUUAAUUGAUACGAUAUUUUUCUCGCAUGGAAAUUAUCGAGAAGAAGAUACUUUAUGUGGGGAAAAAAAAAGUUUUUGAGAAUUAUGUGAAAGAAAGUGGUAUAUUUUUAAAUGUUUUUAUUUUUUUUUUUUUAGAAUAAAGUUAAGGGUCAUCCAAAAGGAAAUUCUACCAUCACCCAAAUAAGAACCACCCGACUCUAAUAUAUAUAUAUAUAUAUAUAUAUAUAUAUAUAUAUAUUUUAUAAUCUCUGGUAUUUCUGAACCCUCUGUUUUACUCACGAAUAUCAGUUCUCUCUAAACACAUGCCAAAAAAUUCAUGGAAGAAAAGUCGAUUUAUUGGUGAGUAAGAUAGAAAAUACGAUUUUUGACAUUGCUAUCUUUUUUUCGGGAACGUUAUAUAACAGGUCAACACAAACCUAUCCAUUAUGUAUUAUCUAUAUAUAUAUAUAUAUAUAUAUAUGAUAUACAUUGUAUAUGCUAUAUAGAUAUUUUAAUACGUCCACGAGACUUGCAAAAAAAAAAAAAAAUGUAUUUUUUACAAUAUUUUAUGAUUAUUGGAAAGUUGUAUAGUUUUUGAUUAUUAUAAUAUAAGAAAAAACAUACGAUUGGUGCUUCAUAUCAGUAGCGUAACCUUGGAGAGGCGGUUAUCGGGUCAUAAUCACUUCUACCUCAAGAUUGAUACUGUCCCACGUCCAUCGUGGGAAAAUCCUGGCUACGUGCCUGCUUCGUAUUUUUGUACAUUUUUUAAAUUUAUUUUUUACUAUCACUCGAACAAUUAUGACUUUAUACACAUAUUUGUAAUACCAGUUCGUUGACCGGUAUUUAUUCUUUACGGCCUACCUACAACUAUACCCACCCGACGAAUAUUAUUGUUAUUAUUAGUAUGAUGAUGUAAUUUUUUUUCUUCCAAUUCUCAUAAUUUUAUUAAUGUAAUAAGAAUCAAAAUUAUAUUAUACAUAACGAUAUUUACAGGGUGUCCCACAAUGAUCUGACUCUUGAAAUAACUUUCAAUUUUUUUCUAUUUAAUAGUUUUAAUAAGGUAUGUAUAUGUGUAUACAUACAUCUUUUAAAAUGAUUAGUACGCCAAUGCGUUAGAGUUAUUAACAUAUUAAAAAAACAUUUUUUUAGGUGAGAAAACUUGGAAUGAAAAAUGUUUAACCGUAGUGGCAUAUUAAAUAUUAAAUUAAAUAUUAUUUAAUAUUAUAAUUACCUACAUUAUUGUUAUUUAAUUUGUUAUAAUUUACAUUUAAUAGAAGAAAAUUUAUUUCAAGUGUGGGACACUCUGUAUGCAAGACAAAAUUGAUUAUAAUCAAUCACAGUUGUUUUGGUGAAAUUCAGAUGUUCAAUAGGUGUCUAUUGAACUUAAAAAUGUAUUAAGUUUUUAAAUAUUUGCUUAUACAUGCAUUAUUACGUACCGGAACGUUGAAAGUUUUUUGUUAAAUUGUUAAAUAAAUGCC